GAGAAGUUUGCGAGCACUAAAUCCCUUCCUCAGAUAGUAGAGCCGUUUGUUUUGACCAAUUUAGGUCGAGUUGUUCUAUAGAUUUAUGUAUCUAAUGUUGCUUUCUUAUAUUAAAUAAAGAGAGAAACUUAUAAAAUUUGUUUGCAAUCUGUAUAUAAGUGUUUCAAUUAGUCUCCAACUCUUAAGAGUCAAUUAUUCACAAAACCCAGUAACCCACAAAAUCUCCCAGAUCCAAAACCAUCAAAAAUGGCCAAUAAACAAUCACAAGAAGGAGAAAAUAUUUCAUCUGCACAAGCAGUCUUUCUCGGGGCUUUAGCGCCUGGUGUAAACGCUCCCACAUGGACAACUCUGAGACUAGCGUUUGUGAUGCUGGGUGUAUGCCUUGCUGUGAUGCUGGGCUUGGCUUUCUCCUCUAGUGACUCUUGGUUGGUUCUUCAUGUUGCAUUCUUGGUCCUCAUCACUAUGACUCUCUUCUUGCUUCUUAGCUGGUUUCUUUCGCAAACUGGUUUGGUUUCUGUGGAACAUCAAAUCCGUGAGAUAGGCUUAGCGCCAACUGAUCAAGAUACAAGCAGAAAAAACAGCAUGAAGAUUGAGGAGAAAGCCCUUUAAAAGGUCAACUUAUUGUUCAUUUAAGACUACUACAUUGGAUACACAGGCAUGUAAAGACAAGGUUGUUAAAACACCAAGCAGAUGGCAGUCCGCAGUAGUUCUCCCAACUUUUUUUUCAUGAGAACUAUUGGCGAGAGAAUAACAUCGUUCAGCCACUCUUGGCUUCUUUCCCCUUGUGUUUGCUCUUUUUGGGUUUGAUGAAGCAGAAGCACGAGCAGCACGGGAACUGAAACAAGAACUUCAUCUCCUUGAUUAUUCUGCUGGUCAUAUUGUGUGAUCAUGAUAUAGUGCUCCACUGUUGGCUACUUGGCUUCCUAUAUUCCCCUCUCUCUCUAAAGAUGCUUUUCCUCGUCCUUUAUUUUUCUUUUUCCUUUUUUAAGAUAAAAAGAUGCCUAGCUUAGCUUCUACAUCGCUAUCAUCACUGUCACUGGGUUGCUUCUAUUAAUCUGUUACAUUACUUCUUGCAAUUUCUUUUGAAACAUCUGGAUUCUUUUGAAUA
Molecule: messenger RNA, 1108 nt
Organism: Rosa chinensis
Lineage: Eukaryota; Viridiplantae; Streptophyta; Magnoliopsida; Rosales; Rosaceae
Exons: 3
Coding region: 247-609 (120 amino acids)
Source: RefSeq, a predicted model, not a curated record